GUCCGUAACGGCGGAGAGAGGAGGUAGACGGGCGGGAGCCGCCUCCUUCUCUCCGCCCCUCCGCCACCGCCCGGCCUCACGGGUGCAGCCCGGCUGCGGGGCGAGGGAACCGCGCUGCUCCUCGGCCGGCAGCCCCCCCUCCUCACCCUCGGGGCGCUAUGAGCCAUGAAGCCGCCCGGCAGCAUCUCCCUGCGGCAGCCGCGCUGCGGCCGCCGCCUCCCCGCCGCCGCCGCCUGCCGCCCCACGCUCCUGCGGCUCCUCGGCCGCCUCGUCUCGCUGCUCCUGCUCCUCCAUGGCUCGUCCUGCCCGCGGGCCCGCGCGGCUACAGCGGCCGCCGACCUGCAUUGGAAUGAAACAGCAGGCGGUACAGGGGGAGUACUGGCAGAUGAAGAGAAUACAUUUCAACAGAAUAAAAGCAGUAACAGUAAAAAUAACAGCUACAGCAAUGCAAUCCAGAAAGAAAUCACACUGCCUUCAAGACUAAUCUAUUAUAUCAACAGAGACUCUGAAACCCCUUACCAUGUCCUGGAUACUAGGGCAAGGCACCAGCAGAAGCAUGACAAGGCUGUACAUCUGGCCCAGGCAAGUUUCCAGAUUGAGGCCUUUGGCUCCAAAUUCAUCCUUGACCUCACACUGAAUAAUGACUUGUUAUCUUCCAAUUAUGUGGAAAUUCACUAUGAAGAUGGGAAACCAAAGUUUUCAAAGGGUGGAGAGCAUUGUUACUACCAUGGAAAUAUCAGAGGUAUCAAGGACUCCAGAGUUGCUAUUUCAACUUGUAAUGGACUUCAUGGCAUGUUUGAGGAUAGUACUUAUUUGUACUUGAUAGAACCAAUGGAUUUGACCCAUAGUGCCGAAAGUAAAAGUAGGCCACAUACCAUCCAAAGAACACAAGCCACCAAGCAAUUGCAGGACCUUGAGACUGAAUCUAGUUCUGAAUGGCCCUAUCUGUCUGAACUACAGUGGCUGAGGAGAAAGAGAAGAAAGAGAGCAGUAUCUCGUGGUGUCUUUGAAGAAAUGAAAUAUCUGGAGCUCAUGGUAGUCAAUGACCAUAAAAUGUUCAAAAAGCACCGUUCUUCAAAUGCAUACACAAACAAUUUCGCAAAGUCUGUGGUAAACCUUGUAGAUGCUAUAUACAAGGAACAGCUGAACACCAGGGUGGUUCUUGUUGCUGUGGAAACUUGGACAGACAGAGAUCGUAUUCACAUUCACCCUGACCCUCUGCAGAUGCUUCAUGAUUUCUCCAAAUAUCGACAGCAGUAUAUCAAACAGCAUGCUGAUGCUGUGCACCUGCUCUCGAAUGUGACAUUUCAUUACAAAAGGAGCAGCCUAAGUUACUUUGGAGGGGUUUGCUCUGUGACCAGAGGAGUAGGAGUGAAUGAGUAUGGCCUCCCUUUGGCCAUGGCACAGGAAUUAGCCCAAAGUCUUGCUCAGAACCUUGGAAUACAAUGGGAGCCAGCUGCCAGGAAACCGAAGUGUGACUGCACUGAAUCCUGGGGUGGUUGCAUCAUGGAGGAAACGGGGGUAUACCAUUCCAGGAAAUUCUCCAAAUGCAGCAUUGCAGAAUACAAAGAGUUCUUACUUCGUGGCGGAGGUGCCUGCCUUUUCAACAGGCCAACAAAGCUUUUUGAAACCACUGAGUGUGGAAACGGAUAUGUAGAAGCAGGAGAAGAAUGUGAUUGCGGUUUCCGAAUGGAGUGCUAUGCAGAUUGUUGUAAGAAGUGCUCUCUUUCUAAUGGAGCUCACUGUAGUGAUGGACCCUGCUGUAAUACAUCAUGUCUUUUUUUCCCACGGGGCUAUGACUGUCGAUACGCAGUGAAUGAAUGUGAUAUUGCAGAGUUCUGCACUGGGGAUUCUGGCCAGUGUCCACCAAAUCUUCAUAAGCAAGACGGGUAUGCCUGUGAUUCUAAUCAGGGUCGUUGCUAUAAUGGUGAAUGCAAGACAAGAGAUAAUCAAUGCAAAUAUAUCUGGGGAUCUAAGUCUUCAGGAUCUGACAAAUUUUGUUACGAAAAGCUUAAUACAGAAGGUACAAAAAAAGGAAACUGUGGAAAAGAUGGAGACCGAUGGAUUCAGUGUAGCAAACAUGAUGUUUUCUGUGGCUUUUUGCUCUGUACUAAUCUUACGAGAGUUCCACGAGUUGGCCAAGUUCAAGGAGAAAUUAUUCCAAACUCUUUUUAUCAUCAAGGACGAAUAGUGGAUUGCAGUGGUGCUCAUGUUCUUUUAGAUGAUGAUACAGAUUUAGGUUAUGUGGAGGAUGGAGCUCCAUGUGGACCUCAGAUGAUGUGUCUGGACAAAAAGUGCCUGCCAAUUCAGUCCUUGAACAUAAGCAGCUGUCCCAUUGGUUCUAAUGGAAAAGUCUGUUCUGGUCAUGGGAUUUGUAGUAAUGAAGCCACUUGCAUUUGUAAUUUCUCCUGGGCUGGGACAGACUGCAGUAUUGAUGAUCCUAUCAGGGAUACUGGUAGCAAGAAGGAUGAAGGACCCAAGGGUCCUAGUGCCACCAAUCUUAUUAUAGGCUCCAUCGCUGGUGCCAUCCUGGUAGCAGCUAUUGUCCUUGGGGGGACAGGAUGGGGCUUUAAAAAUGUCAAAAAACGAAGGUUCGAUCCAAGUCAACAAGGCCCUAUCUGAAGAAAUGUGUUUCAAGGAGCUGCUUCUUGCACUACUGGAUUUUGGGUAUGAUGUCUUUGCUGUAGCUGCACACAAACUAACUCAGUAAGGAAGAACAUGAGAAACUAACUAUAAACACAGUGUUGGAAUGUUAAGCUUUGAGGCAGCAGAAGACUCUCCUUUUUGGAGAUAAGUUCAGAAUACUUCCUCUAUUCACCUUUCUCCUGUUAACAUUAACUGACAAAGCGUUACAAGCAAACUGUUUCAGAAUCAGGUGGGGUUUUUCUUUUCUCAAACAAAGGAGGAGACACACAAACCAAGUGCAAUAAGAGAACUGUUCCAAAAAUAACGAAAUAGCAGCAGAUUUUUUCCCCAGCCUGCUGGCACUCUGACUUCACUUGAGUUCGCAUGACUUCCUUUUUCUUACCAAACUCCAGUGGCAUGAGGAGCUAGUUCUGAAAGGGUAACCUGCAUGGCUCACAUACAGACAACCAAGCUCGCAAGCUGACCCCAAGCAGAAUCUGCAGCCCAAUAAAUGCAAACCACUGGGAAGCCGGUACCAGGCUCCGAUAGCUUUUCCAACUGCACAGUGCAUUUCACCACUGGACUCCAGUGUUCCCUGCUCUAGGAGCUCGCUCUCUACCUUGGUUUGGUCUCCUGGGCCAGGAGUCUGUUGGGUAUGGAAGCCACCGAGUGGUGGAUGCAAUUCUUCCAAGAAGGAAAAAGUGUAAAUAUGGAAAUAAGAUUUUGAUGUAUCAUUUUCACAGAUUAUAUAUAUAUAUAUAUAUAUAUGAGAAAAGGAUUUCCAUAUAAAAAGUUCUAUUCUUUAUGUAAAUCUAUUUUUGAUGUUGGGUUUGGUUUUGGGUUUUUUUGCUCCCCCUUUUUUUUGGUAGCAUGUUGUACAGCGGAUGUUCUGGGCUUGCUCAAAAAAGGCAGAUAAUAGCAUGCAGAUGCAGGGAGUUCUGACACCAAACAGAUGUGAUCUGAAGUUUGUAUGCUUGAAACCAAAAACAAUUAAAAUGUAUAAAUACAUAUCUAUGUAUUGACUAUAA
Messenger RNA from Pezoporus occidentalis (night parrot), 3653 nucleotides. It is a transcript of the gene ADAM23, whose product is annotated as ADAM metallopeptidase domain 23. Gene Ontology annotation, molecular function: metalloendopeptidase activity. Bases 166 to 2622 code for a protein of 818 amino acids. Gene Ontology annotation, biological process: proteolysis. Gene Ontology annotation, cellular component: presynaptic membrane. The transcript is spliced from 26 exons. The record is from RefSeq and is a predicted model, not a curated record. Lineage: Eukaryota; Metazoa; Chordata; Aves; Psittaciformes; Psittacidae.